Messenger RNA from Pantherophis guttatus, 777 nucleotides. RefSeq lists its product as uncharacterized. The record is from RefSeq and is a predicted model, not a curated record. NCBI's taxonomy places the organism in Eukaryota, Metazoa, Chordata, Lepidosauria, Squamata, Colubridae. Gene Ontology annotation, cellular component: plasma membrane.
GGAUAUAUUUCUGAAGGGGUUGAUGCUUCUCCAGAGUCAACCCCCAACAUAAAUAUGGUAGACAGGACUAUCUCAACCAUAUCGGUGUAUUCUCAGACUAACUUUCGUUUCUUGAUGCAACCCCUCUGGUUCAGCAGCCUGAUUUUCUGCACUGCAAGUCUAAUGUUGAUGCUGGUAGCCUUGUUCACCCCUUACUGGGUGACCGAAAGUACGCCUCACGGUCUGCUUCAUGGGGGUCUCUGGAGUAUUUGCUUAGAUCCAAAUUGUGACUUUUAUCCAGUUAACCUAGCAUGGUUUGUCCACACUGCCAGGACUUUCCUGGUGCUCGGAACAAUCUGUGGCUUCCUGGCUUGGUGCUGUGUCUCUUUUUCUUUUCUUCGUACCCAAGUCAGCUCAGUCUCCCUGGUCCUGCUCGCCUCUAUCUUCAGCAUCACAGCAGGUACUCUCUUCUUACUUGGCAUGUGCAUAUUCACAUAUAUAUACAGGAACAGCAGGCCUUAUACACAGCAUUUAAUUAUCUUUGGGUCCUCCUACAGCUUGGCCUGGGCUUGCAUUCCAAUGUUCAUCAUAACAGGUGCUUUACUGAUGAAGACGCAUCGUAUUCUCUUCCAGUGAUCCUGUCCAACUAGCCAUGAUAGUCACCAAGGAAUGCUUCUGUAUGAUUUUCACCCCUUUGGUUGUCUUGGCUAGAAAGAACAUAGCCUCAUCCUAGGAAUGAGGUCACAGUUACAAUAUUCCUGUGCCUUAGUUGGAAAUAUACUAAGUAUGUCCUAUGAA